AUGUCGUAUGAACUGAUCAUAAAAAACCUGGAGUUGGAACUUCAGAACUUCAAGAAUUAUAUCAGUACUCAAAAUGAUUAUUUUCAAAAGCAACUGAAAGAGAAAGAUGAUCGAUUGAGAGAUCAAGAGAAAAAACUCACACAGCAUGCCAGCGAUAUGAACUAUUUGAAACAGGAAAAACAACAAUGUGAAAACUAUUAUCGAAAUGAAUUGGCGACUCGCAUAACAGAAUAUGAAAACACUAAAAAUGAAACAUUACAUUUGAAAAACUCUCUUCAACAAAAAGGUGCAGAAUGUUCCCAGUUGCAAAAUUUACUAAACAAGGACGCAUCAAACAUGAAACAACGCGAUAAAACAUUGAGGGAAACAGUUGCUCUAGCUCAAGUCAAAGUUUUGGAUUUGCAAAAUUCCAAUAAUGAAGGAGAUAAAAACGAUCAUUUGCAAAAACUGAAAACUCUCAUUGACCAAAUGCACUCAAAAUUAGAAACAUAA
Molecule: messenger RNA, 492 nt
Organism: Caenorhabditis remanei
Lineage: Eukaryota; Metazoa; Nematoda; Chromadorea; Rhabditida; Rhabditidae
Exons: 5
Coding region: 1-492 (163 amino acids)
Source: RefSeq, a predicted model, not a curated record